AUGAUCUCCGCGCUGCGCAAACGGUUAUCGUGGCCUUGGUACGGCCAAGGCGAGAAAAGCACGCCCGAUCACCAGAACCAGGACUCUCCCCAUCCGCACAUACCGAACGAGCGGUCCAUCCGGAUCCUCACGCUGUACCCAGGCGCUCCCAGCGACCCUCUUUCGGGGCGUCUAGAGACUGUCAGCAUCGACAGCGGCGCGGGGCAGUACGAGGCCAUCUCAUACGUCUGGGGCGACCCGUCCAAGACGCACAACAUGGUGUGCAACGGAGCCGAUUUGGCGAUCACGGAGAGCAUCUACGGGGCGCUGAAGCGGCUGCGGCUCCGGCACGCGCCGAGACGGCUCUGGGCGGACCAGAUCUGCAUCGACCAGGACAAUGCCGCCGAGAAGAACAUGCAGAUCCCCCUGAUGAACCUGAUCUACCGUAACGCGGGGCGCGUGUUGGUCUGGCUCGGAUAUGACGAGCACGGCGUGGCCGCGACGGCGUUCGACUUCGUGGCCGACUUGGCCGCAACGUUUGCCGAUGAGGAACGACGGGCGGCUUUCGAUCGCGGCCAUUCCGAUAGUCUCGGUCGUCGCCCCGAGUCGAAGGAUGUAUGGGCCCCUCUGAGGACGCUAACCGGACUGCCAUGGUUCACUCGGGCGUGGGUGGUGCAGGAAAUCGGCACGCGGGCGCCGGCGACGCUCUUCUGGGGCGACGCGCACAUCGACUGGGAAGUGCUGUUCGCGGUCUGCCACGCGCUGACCGAUUACCACCACCUGCGCGCGCACGUCGACGUCCAGACGCCCAAGAUCAAGUACCUGUACCGGCGCUUCAUCGAGCCGCCGCCGGCCUCGCGCCACGCCAACCGCUUCAGCUUCCUGUACGAGCUGCACCGCGCCCGGCACCUGGUGGCCACGGACCCGCGCGACAAGGUCUUUGCCAUGCUGGGCCACUACUCGAUCCGCCACAGCGCGAAUAAGGAACUCAGGUCGUUGAGGCCGGACUACAAUCAACGGGUCGAAGAUAUCUACACCGAUGUGGCGACGAGGGCGCUGCUCGGCGACGACACUUCUCUCUUGACGCUGGCCUCGGUCCAGCAUGACAGCCUUCCAUCCGGAUCAAACGCAGCGACAGAACCGACUACUAGUAGUACCAGCUUGGACUAUUCUUCGUCAUUCUCGCCCAACAAGCUCCCCUCGUGGGUGCCCGACUGGCGCCUUUACCAAUCGCACAUCCUCUCCGAGCCUACAAGCCCGCACCGCGCCAGCGGUAACCUCCGCGCAAAACUCGAAGUCGACGACUUGUUGGCAUCCAAGGCGCUUCUCCGCAUCCGGGGGGUCAUGGUCGACCGGGUGGCCGCGUGCUCAGCGCCCUUCCGCCCGCGCGAGUUUCAUAUCCACGGCGCCGAGCCGUCCGCCGCCAUCGAGAGCAUCUGGCGCGACUUGUGCUGCCAGGCCGAUAAUAACGGCCACGACGAGGAAGAACGAGAGAGCGGCGAGAACAUCAACAGCCUAGUCUUCGCCUACCUCCAGACGCUCAGCAAUGCCUGCGUCGCCGUGGCGUGGCAGGACGGCGGCCAGCCCUAUGCGUCGGUGCCCAAGCGGCAGUGGCUGUCCCAUGGCGCGGCAUACCUCGUCCGCGCGUCCGGGCGGUCGUGUGCCGUCUCGGAGGAGCUGAAGCGCCUGGCCGAGUGCGGCGACGCAGCCAAGUGGGCGCGCUCUGCCAACGGAGCGUCGCGCAACCGGCGUUUUGCGAGGACGAGCGGCGGGUAUUUCGUGCUGGGCCCAAAGGUCAUGGAGCCCGGCGAUGUGGUGUGCGUCCUGUACGGGGGCAAUAUGCCGUUCUGCUUGCGGCCCUGGGGAGACAAGUAUCUGCUUGUCGGAGAGUGCUACGUGCAUGGGGUCAUGAACGGAGAGGUGGUGGAAGCAGAAAGCGUCAACGAGCAGGUGUUUGAGCUUGUCUAG
Molecule: messenger RNA, 1947 nt
Organism: Chaetomium strumarium
Lineage: Eukaryota; Fungi; Ascomycota; Sordariomycetes; Sordariales; Chaetomiaceae
Product: heterokaryon incompatibility protein-domain-containing protein
Exons: 3
Coding region: 1-1947 (648 amino acids)
Source: RefSeq, a predicted model, not a curated record